Messenger RNA from Aureococcus anophagefferens, 2061 nucleotides. RefSeq lists its product as hypothetical. The transcript is spliced from 2 exons. Lineage: Eukaryota; Pelagophyceae; Pelagomonadales; Pelagomonadaceae. Bases 1 to 2061 code for a protein of 686 amino acids. The record is from RefSeq and is a predicted model, not a curated record.
AUGGACGAGGAGACGCUGUCCGGCACCCAAACACCAAACCCAGCAACACCACCAAAACUGGACCCAAGAGCCCCAGCGAAGUUCACCGUCAUCAAGCACCCCGAGAUCCUGCGGACGUGGCGCGAGGCCGGCGCCCUCGCCGACGAUGAUAACAAAGAUCGAUCCGUCGUCGCGAUCCCGCUGUCGCUCGACGCGUCCUGGGCGACCAUCCUCGAGGCCGUCGAGGCCUAUACCGUCAAGUCGGGUGGGAAAACCGUAAACCACAACACGACGCUGCGCGCGCGGCGGCUGCUCACGAGCCGCGACUUCGACAAGGUCGGCGUGUGCUGGAAGCGGCGCGACGUCAAAAUACAAGCCUCCCAGAGCGACCGCGACCUCUGGGUCAAGCGGACCGUCGCCCUGGGCUUCAAGGAGCUGCGCUACUUCGAGGGCGGCGACUCGAUCCUCUCCGCGGCGAUGAACGACCUGGGCAAGCCGCGGGGCUCGAUGGCCGCGGACCCGGCGACGAAGCUCCGCGUCGCCGAGGCGGCCCCGGCGGCGGCGGCGGCGGAGGACGACGACGACGACGACGAUGGUCCGCGCUACUUCCGCGACAGCGCCGCCGACACAACGACACCACCAAAGCCGCCGCUCGGCGCGCCGACGGAGCACGUGCUCGAGGUGUGCCACAACAACACAGAAUGGCUCCUCUGCUUCGAGGAGGCGGCGGAUCUGGUGGCGUGGCGCGACGCCAUCCACGCCGCGCGGCUCGACGCGAAGCCGCCCGUGCCGCCGGAGAUCUUCGAUCUGGAGUGCGCGUCUACGACGUCGAACGACGCGGCCGCGCGGAGCCGCUUCGGCGUCUUCCGCUGCGCCGGCGACUGCCGCGGCGCGCUCAAGGCCGUCCUGCGGGCCGUGCGCGACGACGAAAAGGCGAAGGUCGCGCAGAGCCGCAAGGCGCUGGAGCGCGCGGCGAGCGACGGGGAGGCGGACGGAGACGCGACGGUCGCGCUCGACGGCGCCGUGCUCGCGGACAUCGACCGCGCGGUGCGCCGCGACGCCGCGCGGCGCUUCAAGCCGAAGCGCGAUGCGUGCGACGCCGCGCGCCGCGACGCGCUCGCGGGGCUCGAGAAGGUCGUCGCGGUCGUGCGGAAGGCGUACGCGGAGGCGCGCGUGGACCUGCCGCCGGACGUGGAGCUCGAGGUGCCACCGCCGCCGCCGCUUUCCGGGGGUGCCAUCGUGGACGUGUGGAGCGCCGAGACCUUCGCGCGCGACGCCGCGGAGGUCGUCGCGCGCGCGUUCAAGGACGACGCCGUCGACGCGAAUCUCUCCGGCAAGAUCGCGCGCGCGUCGCUGCUGAACCGCGCGGCGCGCGACGCCGCGGCGAGCCUGGGAGACGCGGCCGACGCGCGCGAGGCCGCGGGGGUCGCGGAGCUGGAGAAGUUCGCGGACGUCGCGGAGGCCGCGGUCGCGGCGCGGAGGCGGCGCCUCGUCGACGACGUCUCGGACGCGGUCCGCGCGGGCGCGUGGAUCGGCCAGGCGUCGCCGUCGGCGGAUCUGUGGCAGCGCAACGAGAACGCGGCGCUGGCCAAGGACGUCGCCCUCGGGCGCUGGCCCUGCACGCGCGACCUCGCGACGCCGGGCACGCUCUGGGUCGCGCGGCCGUGCCUCUACUGGGCGCCGAACGCGUCCGUCGCGGGGCUCCUGUCCGUCUUCGGCCGCCCCGCGGCGAAGGACGAGCGCCACGAGCUGCGCAACCUCCACGAGGUCGCCAGGGUCCCGAGCCCCGUGCCCCUGAAGAAGAACGCGAUCCGCCUCGCGUUCCGCGGCGACGGCGACCACGACCUCGUGCUGACGCUCAACGCGCCGGGCGCGAGCGUCGCCGCGCUCAUGGACCUCGUCGAGGCCGCCGCGGGGGGCGGGGCCGUCGCGGCCUUGUUGGGCCCGUUGCCGUCGAAGCAGUGGACGAAUGCGACGACGCCGUGGCAGAAGUUGCCGCCCCACAUGCCCCAGGACAGGAGCGGCUUGAACGCGACGGGGUCGAACGACGCCUGCGUGAUCCAGAUGCCGAACGUCGUGUAG